GAGAGAGAGAGGAGGGAGGGAGAGGCGGAGCUGAUCCCGUUUAAACCUAAUCCUAUUCAGCUCAAUGUUUGUUAAUAAGUGUCUGAGACCACAGUUGCAGUUCAGAGUUGAUGUGUUACUGUGACACAUUGCGACAGUGAUCCGCUGUAACGCGUCUCGGCUCUGACUGUUUAAAGGGCAAAAGCGGAGAGAGAGAGAGAAAUUAAGACAAGGUGCGAAUGCAUAGCGACGCAGGAAGUUGCCAAGGGCCGGGAGAGAAACAUGGGGCGAUAGAGAUGGAGAUUGAGUUGGAGGAGAGCGGUGUGACCGAGGAGGAGAAGACGGGGGAUGUCACCGUAUUGGACACCAGCCGGACGCGGGGGGAGGCAGAUGACUCCCCUCCCGGCCCCCGGCUCCCCGAUGGUGGCUACGGCUGGCUGGUGGUUUUUGCCGCCACCUGGUGUAACGGCUCCAUCUUCGGGAUCCAGAACUCCUUCGGGAUUUUGUACGUUUUGAUGCUGAACGAGCAGGAAGAUCAGAAGGAUUCUGCCGUGCAGUUCAAAACAGCCUGGGUCGGUGCUCUCUCAAUGGGAAUGAUUUUCUUCUGCUCUCCUGUUGUCAGUAUGUUCACCGAUCGGUUUGGAUGCCGACGGACGGCAAUGGGUGGUGCAACGGUAGCUUUCAUUGGGCUCCUUUCCAGCUCUUUCACAAAGUCCUUGGGAUUGAGGUACCUCACCUAUGGCCUCCUCUUUGGGGGUGGCUCAUCAUUUGCUUUCCAGCCUUCCUUAGUCAUCCUCGGCCAUUACUUCCGACGACACUUGGGACUUGCCAACGGGGUGAUGACGGCCGGGAGCAGCAUUUUUUCCAUCCUGCUCCCCCUCCUGCUGAAGAAGAUCGGUGACAGUCUGGGGCUGGCCCACAGCCUGCAGAUUCUCAGCCUUUUCAUGUUCAUUCAGAUUAUCCUGUCAGUGUCCUACAAACCCUUGGUGCCCUCAGGGGAAAAAGCAGCAAACAGUCGCCAGUGUCUUCACAAGUGCCUGAACAUGAGAGUCUUCAGCAAGGUCACCUAUAGGGUCUGGGCCUUUGGUGUGGCCACUGCCGUUUUGGGGUACUUCGUGCCUUAUGUUCACUUGAUGAAAUACAUCGAAGAAACCUUUAAGGAUAACAACAGAAACUGGAGUCUGCUGGUCUGCAUCGGAGCAUCAUCAGGCAUUGGACGCCUGAUGUUUGGCAAAAUUGGGGACUUGAUACCCGGACCCAAGAAGGUCUACCUACAGAUGGCAUCCUUUUGGGUGUUGGGGAUAAUGUCCAUCAUGAUACCACUGUGCCAGGUCUUCGAAACUGUGAUUGUCGUCUGCAUUUUCCUGGGCCUCUGCGAUGGCUGCUUCAUAAGCAUUAUGGCGCCCAUUGCCUUUGAGCUCGUUGGACCUCAAGAGGCCUCGCAGGCCAUUGGCUUCCUCUUGGGGCUCAUGGCGAUUCCUAUGACAGCUGGACCACCCAUUGCAGGAUUAAUCCAUGAUUACCUGAGGUCCUAUCAGAUGGCUUUUUACUUGGCCGGAGUGCCGCCCAUCGUCGGGGGGACCGUUUUGUUCUUCGUGCCCCUGAUCCACGGCCGGAUCCUCAAGAGGCAGGAAAACCGGGAUGAUCCCAGCGCUGAUAAGGUGUUGAUCUCUCAGAGCGUAUUGAACGGAGACAUGCUGCCCGGCUGCCCCAACCCUGAACCCUCUGUUUAGACCUGGUGUCGCCUUCAGUGCCAAGAGCCACGUUCCAGAGCGGGAUUCCUUCCCAAGGACACGGCAGCGAUCAUUUAAGGUGGGGGGGGGGGGGGGGUCCAACCUGUUGGCUGCUGAGGGCCGGAGGCCCGAUUUGAGAAACGUCCGGGGACCGCCUGAGCAAUAUUUUAUCCUGAUUGACCAGUCUCGGUGCCGGGUGGAUCCUGAGAUCCUGGGGACCAUCUCCUGAUUGGCUUGGGGUCUGCGUGUGUCGAUUGAAUUUGCACGUCAGAAAAUUAAGUUGGGAACGGCCCGCGGGCCGGAUAAAAUCAUCUCCCGGGCCGGAUGCGGCCCGCGGGCCGCUACUUGGACCCACCCUGAUUUAAGACAAUUUAGUUGUUCCGCACAAUCACACAUUUUUUAUCAAAAAAAACGAGGGUGGGGAGAGGGUUGGGGGGGGGGGCAGCAGUGAGUUGUUAUCUCUUAUCUCGCUUCUUCUUGUCAGGAGGAAUUCUUUAUUCUACUCCUGAUGAAGUGAGAUAAGCAAAGAAACUGACGACCUGUUCGUUCCCUCGUGCUGUGACCAGUUAACCUCUUUGUAAUGUUUGGAUGCGUUGGCAGAGGAGGGGAAUGUGCUUUAUCUCAUACCCCCACCGGAUACUUUCCUCGGUGGGGAGGUAAAUAAUAAUAUUUAGCGAUGUGAAAAGGAAACAAGAGAGAACUACUGUGAAAAGUU
Molecule: messenger RNA, 2427 nt
Organism: Callorhinchus milii (elephant shark)
Lineage: Eukaryota; Metazoa; Chordata; Chondrichthyes; Chimaeriformes; Callorhinchidae
Product: monocarboxylate transporter 8
Exons: 7
Coding region: 219-1712 (497 amino acids)
Biological process (GO): transmembrane transport
Molecular function (GO): monocarboxylic acid transmembrane transporter activity; thyroid hormone transmembrane transporter activity
Source: RefSeq, a predicted model, not a curated record